GAUCCGAGUUGCUCCCGCAUUUGAGCCAGUGAAGAUGUUAACAAAAACCGCUCUCUUAUUGGUUGUAGCUGCUAUUUUGUUUGAUGGUGGGCUGUGUGAUUGCAAUUGUGAUUACUUUGAUUACUUCUCAUGGAAUUUGGGUUUAUCAAUAAACAUCUCAAUCAAUGAAUCAACUACUCUCUCUAUGGAUGCAUAUCGUAUAUAUUUUUAUGAUUGUCAAGAAGCUGAAAUUCUUUGGGAGAUUGUCAAACCUAAUGGCGAGUAUGAAGUGUACACUGUAGCCAACUAUAGUGACUAUCGCUAUGGAAGACGUGAGACUAUUACAGAGAGAGGACUAUCGUUUGGAGGGUUUUGUCAUCCACUUAUUGAUGUAAUCUCCGACUGACAAUAACUCCCACUGAUCUGAGGUACAAUGGAGCUCAAAUCACAGGAAUUGUGCGUCUUCCUGAGUGUUAUAACACUUCCAACACUACCAAUACUACAACCCUCAGAAUACAAGGUCUCCUAAAAGCUCCCACUGAUCUAAGUGUUGAAGCAGUUGGAGUUGAUAGCAUUAAUGUGUCAUGGAGUCCUCCAUUCACCCUGGAAGGAGUCCCCAUACUCCACUUCAUUGUCUAUAUCACCAGUCAGGGAGUCUCAGAACAGAGAAACACCACUGAAACACACAUCACUCUGGAGAGACCAUGUGCCAGCACCACCUACCAGAUCAGUGCAUGGAAUGAAGUGGGAGAGGGAAAUGCUACCAGAAAAGCAUUCUUGACCAUCUUUGAAGCAGCUGUCAAAGUUAUUACUGAGCUGCCAAAACCAGGAAUAUGUCUUUCCUGUUCUUUCUUCUCUGAUUCUACUGCUGAUGGUUGCACUGUCAAAAUGGAAAACGACAAACAUGUUUUUGUUUUCAAUGCCACCAGAAGCAAUAACAACCUUGCACUACUGGAAUGUUUCUCAGUUUCAGGAGGGGAGUACAGCGUCAGUGUCCAUGAGAUUCACUACGGUGUUGUGCAUGAACAUGUUUGCAUUCAAGUAAACAACAUUACAUUAUCAAUUACAGAGGGUACCUCACUGAAGUAUUCCAAUGUGAAACCAGUGAGUGGAGGGAUAUGUGCCUUUUGUGUUUUCACAAAUGGCUCUACUGCUAAAGGAUGUGCCAUAACACUAUUCAGUGAUCAGAUUACAUUCAACUACACAAUACCUCGUCACUCAACUUAUGACAUAGCAUUGGUGGAGUGUUUCAAGGUAUUGCAAUCAGGAUCAUACCAUGUACUGGUAUCAGAGAUACUAGUGGAUGGAUCAGAGGGCUACAAUACACUGGAGCUACCUGAUAUCACUAUAGCAUUAGCCUCUGCAACUGACAAUACUUCCAAGCAAGAAAAUGGUACUCCAACAGUAACUGGACUUUCUGCUGUCCUUUGUCUGACACUGCUGGGCUUGAUUAUAGCCAUUUUACUUGCCUCUAUCCUUUUCCUUAAGAGAAGAUCAACCACAAGGGGAAAGAACAACGUUUCCACAGAUUCAGAAUGUACCACAGACCCAGGACCAACAGCUCCUGUGGCAACUGCUCCACUGUAUGAGAACACCCAACUACCACCACCACCACCCUCAGUCACUGAUGGUGGAGACCACAUGUAUGAACAUGUGGAGCUGAGGCCUAUCACUGGACAAGAGAAGGAGAUUGCAGUGGCUCCUAAUGCUGCUUAUGGCACUGUUCGUAGAUAAACACCACAAACGAAAUAAGUGAAACAUGUCUACGACUAAGUGUGUGUGAAGUGUUUAGUAUGCUGUGAAAAGACUGAUAGCUGUACUUGUAAUAAAUACGCCAUACUAUGAGCAUUUGGGAAAUUUUGAACAGUUUAAUUUUUUCAAC
This is a messenger RNA of Geodia barretti, 1861 nucleotides long. Lineage: Eukaryota; Metazoa; Porifera; Demospongiae; Tetractinellida; Geodiidae. The record is from the annotation of a GenBank genome assembly.